GCGCAUUAAAUCUGACAACGUUGACGAGGUUAUCAAAUAUGGCGUGCUGUCAUUAUUUAUACUUGUAAUAUUUUUAUUAUUUCCGACUUAAAAAUAAUGUUUUCGUGUGGUUUUUGUGCCGUGUGAGUGAGUUUAACUCGGAAUUUUUAUGAUGAGCACUUCGGGACAUAGCCUGGAUACGUUCGAUAUAAACGAUCUAACCCCAGAGAAACAAAAAAUAUUAAUAGAAAUAAGAAGAAGAAAAACUGAAGUUCUACUUCAAAUACAGCAUAUAAAAGAUGAGCUCAACGAGGUGGUGUCGGAAAUGGAGUCUCUCGAUACGGGAGAAGACGGCAAAAACAGCAACAAGACCAAAAUGUUGUCGAUCGGCCGGAAAAAGUUCAACAUGGACCCGAAGAAAGGCAUCGAGUUUUUGAUAGAAAAGGGGCUGCUGCAGCAAACGGCCGGCGAUGUUGCCCAGUUUCUUUACAAAGGGGAGGGUCUGAACAAAACCGCCAUCGGCGAUUAUUUGGGGGAGAAGAACGAUUUCAACGAAAAAGUUCUUCAGUCCUUCGUGGAUCUGCACGAUUUCACGGAUUUGAUCCUAGUGCAAGCUUUAAGACAAUUUCUGUGGAGCUUCCGACUGCCGGGGGAAGCCCAGAAAAUCGACCGCAUGAUGGAGUGUUUUGCGAAGAGGUACUGCGACUGCCAGGGGGAGAACAACAUCUUCGAAAAUUCCGACACCUGCUACGUUCUCUCCUUCGCCAUCAUCAUGUUGAACACGAGUCUGCACAACCCCAGCGUCAAAGAGAAACCGUCGAUAGAGCAGUUUGUUAAUAUGAACAGGGGAAUCAAUCAGGGGUCUGAUUUGCCCAGGGAACUUUUAGUGAGCCUGUACGAGAGCAUAAAAGCGGAACCGUUUAAAAUCCCCGAAGACGACGGUAACGACCUCAUGCACACGUUCUUCAACCCGGACAAGGAGGGCUGGCUGUGGAAGCAGGGCGGCCGCUACAAGUCGUGGAAGCGGCGCUGGUUCAUCCUCAACGACAACUGCCUCUACUACUUCGAGUACACCACCGACAAGGAGCCCAGAGGCAUCAUCCCGCUGGAGAACAUCUCGAUCAGGGAGUGCGCCGAUCGGCAGAAGCAGCACUGCUUCGAGCUGUACGCCAGCGGCGGCGCGGACUUCAUCAAGGCCUGCAAGACGGACAGCGAGGGCAAGGUCGUGGAGGGCAAGCACACGGUCUACAGGAUGUCGGCCUCUUCGGACGAGGAAAGGAAGGAGUGGAUCAUGAGGCUGACGCAAAGCAUAAGCCACAACCCUUUCUACGACAUGUUGGCCACGAGAAAGCGCAAGGCGCAGCUGAAUCCUUGAGUUUGAGGACGAGUUAUGUAUUUUGUAAGUGUGUACAUUUUUAUUUCUUUUUUUGGUCACUUGGUACUAUUUAUUAAAUAUAUUUAAUAAGUAUCUAACAUUUUGCCUUGUUCUUUUGUAAAUAUUUCAAAAACUAUUAAAGUUGCAACAAUAAAAUUUAAAUACGUUAUUAACCUCAAUAUAAUCUACAUUUUUGCCAAAUUUUAACUUUUUAGCUCUAAUACUUUAUAAAAUAUUAGACAAACAAAUAUUGGAAUCAAAAAAUCUUAAAUUUUGGGGUCGUUUGCAAAAUAUUUCGAAAACUAUUUAAGUUGUAGAAAUGAAAUUUGAAUAUGUUAUUAUCACCAAUAUUAUCCACAUUUUUGCCAAAUUUCAACUUUUUAUUUCUAAUACUU
Molecule: messenger RNA, 1749 nt
Organism: Brassicogethes aeneus
Lineage: Eukaryota; Metazoa; Arthropoda; Insecta; Coleoptera; Nitidulidae
Source: the annotation of a GenBank genome assembly